Molecule: messenger RNA, 924 nt
Organism: Penicillium olsonii
Lineage: Eukaryota; Fungi; Ascomycota; Eurotiomycetes; Eurotiales; Aspergillaceae
Source: the annotation of a GenBank genome assembly
AUGAUUUCAACUAUCGCCGCAACAGUUCGGAAUUCCCCGAAAACUGUUAGUUUUUCAAACGGAAGCAACGGCUCCCUCGUUGGUCACCUUUACCUUCCUAAGACCUAUGAAUGCAAUCAACGAUAUCCUGCCGUCAUCGUUGGCGGUUCGAUGGCGUCUGUUAAGGAGCAGAUGAGCGGUACAUAUGCGAGCCAAUUAGCGAACCACGGCAUCAUCGCCAUGGCCAUCGAUUAUACCAACUGGGGGGAAAGUAGUGGCGCGGAGCGUUCUUCUGAAGUCCCGACACAAAAGACCAAAGAUCUGUCAUCGGCAGUGAGCUAUUUGGUAAACCGGAAGGAUGUGGCUGCUACAGCACUCUUGGGCAUAUGCACUUCUGGUGGAAAUAUCCUCUAUGCUGCAGCAGAAGAUCGUCGUGUACGCGCUUUGGUAACAGUAGCAGGCUUUUUUGGGGAGCCGGAUCUACUUCCAACACUAUUCGGUGCUGAUGGGGUUGAAAGUCGAAAGGCUUCAGGUCGUCAAGCUCGUGACCUUUACAGAGAGACGGGCGAAAUUGAGAUCAUCAAAGCGUACUCGGACGCUGAGCCCGCAGCGAGCAAAACUCCUAAAGAUUCAUACUACAUGGAUCAGUCACGAGGCGGUGGUGUUCGCGCCUGGCGCAAUUCCUUUGCCGUCAUGUCGUGGGAGUCAUGGCUCGCUUUUGACCCUGUUGCGAAAGCUUCACGGGUUACUACUCCGACGUUGAUGAUUCAUUCUCAAAAGGCAGCAUUCCCUACUCAAGCUUCUAAAGUCUACGAUCUGCUGGCUGGACCGAAAGAAUGUAUUUGGACCGAGGCGACCCACUUCGAUUUUUACGAUAAUACGGAAACUGUACAAGAUGCUGUCCAGCAAAUCGCCGGGUUUCUCCACAAAACGCUUAUGCUAUGA